Messenger RNA from Ictalurus furcatus (blue catfish), 1128 nucleotides. RefSeq names its product transcriptional regulatory protein AlgP-like. Lineage: Eukaryota; Metazoa; Chordata; Actinopteri; Siluriformes; Ictaluridae. The record is from RefSeq and is a predicted model, not a curated record. The transcript is spliced from 2 exons. The coding region runs from base 1 to 1020 and encodes 339 amino acids.
AUGCCAGCCACCCAGUUAGCCAAAAUGCCAGGCAGCCAGGCAGCCAGCCAGCCAGCCAACCAAAAAGCCAGCCAGCCAAAAAGCCAGUCAGCCAAAAUGCCAGCCACCCACCAGCCAGCGACACAGCCAGUCAGCCAGCCGCAAAGCCAGCCAGCAGAUAACCAAAAAUCCAGCCAGCCAAAAAGCCAGCCAGCCAAAAAGCCAGACACUCAUCCAGACAAAAAGACAGCCAGUCAGCCAAAAAGACAGCCAGACAGCCAGCCAGUCAGCCAAAAAUCCGGCCAGCCAGGCAGUCAGCCAGCCAGUCAGCCAAAAAGCCAGCCCGUCAGCCAAAAACCCGGCCAGGCAGUCAGCCAAAAAGACAGCCAGACAGCCAGCCAGGCAGCCAGCCAGCCAGUCAGCCAAAAAGCCAGCCCGUCAGCCAAAAACCCGGCCAGGCAGUCAGCCAAAAAGCCAGCCAGCCAGCCGGCUAAAAAGCCAGCCAGCCACAAAGCAAGCCAGCCACAAAGCCAAAGAUCCAGGCAGCCAGCCACAAAGCCAGCCAGACAGUUAGCCAAAAUGCCAGCCAGCCAGCCAGCCACAAAGCCAGCCAGCCAGAUAACCAAAAGGCCGCCAGCCAAAAAGCCAAAAUUCCAGUCAGCCAAAAGGCCAGCCAGUCACCCAAAAAGCCAGCCAGCUAAAAAGCCAGCCACAAAGCCAGCCACAAAGCCAGCCAGACAGACAGCCAAAAAUCCAGCCAGCCACAAAGCCUGCCAGCUAGUUAGCCAAAAGCCAGCCAGCCAGCCAGCCAAAAUGCCAGCCAGCCAGUCAAAAAGCCAGCCAGCCAGCCAAAAAGCCAGCCAGCCAAAAAUCCAGCCAGCCAUCCAGCCAAAAAGCCAGCCAGCCAGCCAGCCAGCCAACCCAAAAGCCAGCCAGCAAGCCAGCCAAAAAUCCAGCCAGCCAGCCCAAAAAGUGAGCCAGCCCAAAAGCCGACCAGCCAGCCAAAAAGCCAGCCAGCCAGCCAAAAAGCCAACCAGCUAGCCAGCCACAAAGCCAGCCAGCCAGUUAGCCAAAAAGCCAUCCACCCAGCCAGCCACAAAGCCAGCCAGACAGUUAGCCAAAAAGCCAUCCACCCAGCCAGCCACAAAG